GCGUGGGAACGAGGAUUGAGGCCAGGUGUAGUGAUUGGAGAUGAGCUAUGGAAGAUGGAAGGAUAUAAAACUGGAGCGACGAGAGAGGACCAGGGGUCUCAUGUAUCAACCUUGCGUACGCACAAAAACUUUGCGUACGCCAGCUUUCACGCUCACGGUCGGAUGUACUAACAGUGAAAUUAACGCAAGAAUGUGCGUUCCUCCAAGCCAAUUUCAUGUCUGGCGUACGUUCAUUUCUCAUUGUUUUUGUCCGUUGGCGACUCUUACAGGCAAUAAAGUGAAGUUGCAAACAUUACACAACAAAUUGUUCUACAAGUCUCGCACCACCACCUGUGGGAAGCAUUGCAAUUAAUUUGCAAUUUAUAAAAUAAUUGACAUAUUGUCACACGAGCCUUUUUAUAAUUAUAUAAAUUAUGCAAUUAAAUAAGAACAUAUAAAAGCAUAACGGUUGAAACAACCCUUAGUCUAUGGCAAUGGCAGCGUUGGCCUUAUUAGAGGACAUUGCUAAUGGCAGAAUCAGAAGAGAACGAGUUUUUAGGGACCACAAUGAUUUUCUGGCCCAGGAUGAUGACUGGCUUAUCAGCCGUUUCAGAUUUCCAAGGGCUGUCCUCUUGGAGCUCUGUGCUGAGUUGGGUCCGAAUCUAGAGAGAGAGACAAUGAGGAGCCACGCAAUACCCGUUCCCUUGCAGGUGCUGACAACACUUGGUUUCCUGGCAACUGGUUCUUUCCAAAGGGAACUGGCAGACCGCUCAGGAAUAAGCCAGUCGUCUUUGAGCCGGGCAAUGCCAGUGGUAUGGGACGGGAUCAUCCGCAUGUCUGCCAGGUAUAUCAGGUUCCCAUAUGAUGCAUUUGACCAGCCAAACAUUAAAAUGCAAUUUGCAGCGAUAGCCGGUUUUCCUAAUGUUAUCGGAGCGAUCGACUGCACACACAUUGCUAUAAAGGCGCCAUCUGAAGAAGAAUUUGCAUAUGUGAAUCGGAAACAUUUCCAUUCAAUAAAUGUGCAGAUAAUAUGUGAUGCACAAAUGCGCCUAACAAAUAUUGUGGCAAGGUGGCCUGGGUCAACCCAUGAUUCAUACAUCCUUACAAACAGCAUGGUUGGGAUGAGGCUCCAAGCUGGCAGGGUGCGUGAUGGGUGGCUUCUUGGAGACCGCGGUUAUCCACUAAAGACGUGGCUUUUAACCCCCCUCACCAACCCACAAACUGCCCGAGAGCGCAGAUACAAUAAUGCCCAUUCUCGCACUCGUUCAGUUGUAGAGCGGGCGAUUGGGCAGCUGAAAUGUCGGUGGCGCUGCCUUGACAGGACUGGGGGGAUGUUGUUAUACCGCCCUGACAAGGUGUGCCGCAUUGUGCUGGCCUGUGGUGUGCUGCACAAUGUCGCGCAUAGGCAUGGCAUACCACUUGGUGAGGUGGCAGCACCGCCAGAUGACCCCGACCCAGGACCAAUUUAUGUGCAGCCCAACCAACAAGCCGUUCAUGCCCGCCAACAUGUGAUUGCGACAAUAUAAAUGGUAAUCAGAGACAAAAGUUCACUUUUUGACCAAUUCCUUUAAUGAGUGGCUUAUGUCUGUGAGUGCGUCAGUGAUAUUUUUCAGGUGACUGUUAAUUUCCCCGAUGGCCAUAAUGAUUUGCUGUUGUGACUCCAAAACAGCAUGUGUCAAGACGCGACCAGACGGACGGGCGUCAGCACUGGGGAGAGCACUGGAAACGCUGGGCACAGGAGGGGCGGACUCCGAGUGCCCCUCCUGGGAAGUGGAUGUUUCGGCUGUUGCGCCAUAUGGGUCUAAAUAAAAAGGCAAAUGUUAACUGUAAUUUAAGUACGUUCCAUUUUUAAGGGGCACACACAUUUGCAAUAAAUGAAAUGGAUCCGUAAAAUCUCUGGUGUAUACUUUUGGUUCGCUACACCGAAUGCAUUUGACAAUGAAAUAUAGGUACGCUAUAUGUACCAAAGUAAAAACAAACGAGAAAUUGGUUACCUUCGUCGCAAUCCUGUAAAUCGGAGUCUCCCACAGCAGAAGAUACUACUCCAGAGAGUAAAGUGUCACCCAUAAUUGAGGCAACUCUCUGCUCAAAGGGUGUAAGUUCAUCGACCCCUUUACCACUGCCUGUCCUGCCCACACUUUGUCGGUGCGCAGCAGUUCUCCGUUUAACGUCCACCUUUAUAUCAGACCAUUUCUUUUUAAGCUCAUUUACAGUGCGACUUUCAGAUCCCACUGCAUUGACGGCUUCAGCCAAACUCUCCCACUCAUAUUUUUUCCUUUUGUUAUUAAUUCCAGAGGACAACGUUCCAAAUAAAAUAUGUUUUCUAGUCUCUACCUCCGAUAGUAGCACCUCCAAUUCACUUUCAGUAAAGUUUCGUUUCUUGCCGCUUGCCUUAGCCAUUUUCUUACUGCUAUCUUUUGCCAAAGUGGACUCAUUACCAUAUUUAAAUUGAUUUAAUUAGGGGAGGAGACUGGGUGGGGCGUUGUGCUCGUGCAUGUGCGCUCAAUUUUACGUUAAUUGGGAUGUACAAAGAGAAUAUGCGUGGAAUCCUUCGUACGCAGAGAUUCAUACAUCUGUUUUUUUUUGUGCGUACGCACAUUUACAGCUUUGUCCGUACGCAAUGUUUUAGUAUGAAUUCAACGCAAGUCUUUGUACAUGAGGCCCCAGGCCUGGACAAUAUUUUAUGUUUGCUUUUUAUUUUGUACGCACCAUUCGUCCGUGAGGGGCUGGUGCGCUGUUUUGUUUACUUUUUUUUAUUAGAAUAUGCUAAAUGUACAUAGAUUUGGAUCACAAACAGGGAAAACAAAUAAACAAACAAACAAACAGCAAAACAAACAAGGAAAACAAAAUCAAUACAGUAAGGAACUAACAGAUGCGUGCGUUUGUGUGUGUGCAUGUGUGCAUGUAAAGGUAACUGGGUGGAUGUGUCACAGUACAUACUUUGGAAAAACAAAAGGAAUAUAUGUAUGCAUAUAUAUAUUUCUAUCUCUUCCUAACCCCCACCUCUUGUUUAAGUACUGAUGAAGGUGUUGUUGGGGAAUGACUCCAGACAAAGAGGAUCUUCAAUAGAGAUGUAUUCAGUUAAUACGUUUUUCCACAUUGAAAUGCAAAUGGUAUUUCUUGAUUUCCAGUUCAUGAGGAUAGUUCUCUUGGUGAUAGUUAGGAACACCAAUAGUAAUUGACCAUUUGAAUUAUUUAUAUCUAUUGUGGAUAUGUCACCUAGUAUGCAGACAGUGGGAUGUGACAUCCCAUAAAGUUGGAGAGUGAGUUGGUAACCUUUUCCCAAAAUGUUUUAAUUGAGGUGCAAUGCCAUAAGGUGUGAAGAUAAGUGUCAGAAGUGUUUUGUGUGCAAUGUGAACAUGUCUCUGAGGUGAAACCCAUUUUAAAUAAUUUCUGCCCAGUUAGAUGAGCUCUGUGAAGUACUUUAUACUGUAUGAGUUGUAAGUUAGCAUUUUUAGUCAUGGAGUAUAUGUUUUUGCAAAUUUGAGUCCAAAAAUCAGCAUUGGGAGUAAUGGAUAAGUCUGAUUCCCAUAAAGUGGUAGGUAGAGCUAAUGCGUUGUCUGCUUUUGAUAUCAUUUUGUAUAUUUUGGAGAGUAAUUUUUUGGAGGAAGAUAUAUUAAUAAACUCAGAGAUUUGAGGGGAAAGGUCUAAAUUGAUUGGUUGGUUACGUAAUUUUGAUUUAAUUGACGAUUUGAUUUGUAAAUAUUCCAAGAAGCAAUUACUCCCAAUGCUGUAUGUCUGGGUUAUAUGGGAAAAUGGUACCAGGUUGUUGUUAUUAAUAAUAUUCUGUAGUUGUGUGAUUCCCUUAUCUGCCCAUGUGCGAAAGUUUAGUGGCUUCUUGUUAGCUAAAAAAAUCUGGGUUAUUCCAAAUUGGCGUGUAUUUACAUGGUAUGAGUGGGGAAUUUGUGAUCUGAUGGAACUUCCACCAGGCUGUCAGAGUUGCUUCUAUUGUUGGCAUUUUAAAAAAAAUGAUGUUUUUUGAUUGUUUGACUGUGAAAAGGUAAUUCUGAGAUGCUAAUGUCCUUGCAGAUUGAUUGUUCAAUAUCUUGCCAUGUGUAUUCUGAAGAGUUGGGUUGAAUCCAUUUGUAUAUGUUUUGGAGUUGAUUUGCCAGAAAAUAAUUAUAAAAAUGUGGUGCCUCUAAUCCACCUUGUGAUUUUGGUUUCUGUAGGGUUGUUAAUUUAAUUCUUGGGGUCUUGUUUUUCCAGUAGAAUUUUGUAAUAAUUGGAUCUAAAGAUUUGAACCAGAUUCGAGUGGGCUGUGUUGGAAUCAUCAAAAUAAGUAGUUUAUUUUUGGGAGUAUAGACAUUUUUGCUACUGAUAUUCUGCCCAUGAUUUAUAAUGGUAAUUUCAUCCAACGUUGAAGAACGUCAUCUAUUUUUUUAAUUAAUGGGGUAUAGUUAAGUACAAACAACUCUGACAGCUUGGCGGAAACAUUGAUUCCUAAAUAUGUGAUGUAAUUGGUGCACAAAGGGAUUUGUGAUGUUUGGGAUGUCACAUCCACUCUGGCGGAAUUUAAUGGAAAUAUAGCCGAUUUAUUCCAGUUAAUUGAGUAUUCAGAAAUGUUUGAAAAGGUAUCAAUGAGUUUUAUUGUUUCUUGUAAUGAUUUUGGGGGGUUUUGUAAGUAUAAUAAUAUAUCAUCAGCGUAAAGACUUAUUUUAUGGUGUAUGUUUAAUGUUUGAAUUCCUUUGAUGUAGUUGUUUUGACGGACAGCUGCUGCAAGCGGUUCGAUGAAUAUGGUAAAUAGAGAUGGAGAGAGUGGGCAUCCUUGUCUAGUUCCCCGGUGUAGAGUGAAGCUGCGUGAUGUUAGUCCGUUAGUAAUGACAGUGGCUGAGGGUGAUGUGUAGAGAAUUUUAACCCAGUUAAUGAAUUACUCCCCAAAACCAAACCUCUCCAAUGUGGAAAACAGGAAUUUCCAGUUUACUUUAUCAAAUACUUUUUCCGCAUCAAGAGUGACUAUGACAGAUUUGUUUUUGAUUAUUGAUGAGUGGUGAAUUAGGUUUAUGAGUCUGCUGGUAUUGUUUGAUGCUUGUCUACCUUAAAUAAAACCAGUUUGGUCUGGAUGGAUUCUAGUUGGCAUGAUUUUUUCUAUUCUAUGGGAAAGAGCUUUAGCAAUUAUUUUAGUGUCUAUGUUAAUUAGUGAGAUUGGGCGAUAACUUGACGGUAAUGUUGGAUCUUUUCUGGGUUUGAGGAGGAGUGCAAUUGUGGCUAUGUUCAUGAUGUCUAGAAGUUUUGAUUUUUGUUUUGAUUCGCAUAUCAACCGGAUGAAGAGUGGUGAUAAGAUAGACCAAAAUUGUUUGUAGAACUCAGCAGGGAAGCCAUCAGGACCUGGUGAUUUAUUGUUGGGCAUGUGUUUAAGAGCAUUAGAAAGUUCUUGUUCUGAUAAAGGCAAUUUUAGAGUAUCUAUUUGCUGUUUGUUAAGUUGAGGUAAGUUGAUAUUGCUCAGAAACAGAUUUAUGUCAUCCUGAGAUGGAUUCUUUCCAAACUUUUCUUUUACUUUUGAAAUUAUUGAAAUCAUUUGAUAGUGCGCCGGUUCCCGCCUCCUCCUUCCGGAUGAAUAGGAAGUUUUUAUCAUUACACCAAUUUAAUACACUGUUUUAAAUUCUGUGUAUUGUAAAUGGUUCACAGCCUGAUUUCCUGCUCAUCUUGAAAUCAGCAUUUACUUGUUUAUUAUAAGUAUAUGCAUGUAUCUC
Messenger RNA from Carassius auratus (goldfish), 5669 nucleotides. RefSeq names its product putative nuclease HARBI1. Bases 468 to 1505 code for a protein of 345 amino acids. The record is from RefSeq and is a predicted model, not a curated record. Lineage: Eukaryota; Metazoa; Chordata; Actinopteri; Cypriniformes; Cyprinidae. The transcript is spliced from 2 exons.